Rhizophagus irregularis DAOM 181602=DAOM 197198 is the source of this 1386-nucleotide messenger RNA. RefSeq lists its product as uncharacterized. NCBI's taxonomy places the organism in Eukaryota, Fungi, Glomeromycota, Glomeromycetes, Glomerales, Glomeraceae. Gene Ontology annotation, molecular function: ATP hydrolysis activity; ABC-type transporter activity; ATP binding. Gene Ontology annotation, cellular component: membrane. Gene Ontology annotation, biological process: transmembrane transport. The record is from RefSeq and is a predicted model, not a curated record.
GGUGAGGUUCUCGCGAUCAUAGGACCUUCUGGUUGUGGUAAAACCACUUUGUUAAAUCUUCUUGGCGAUCACGUUGGAAGUAAAGGAGUUCAAGGAACUAUAACUCUAAAUGGUCAUAAAAUAACAAAAAAUUCAAAGAGAUUUGUUGCUUAUUGUACUCAAGAUGCAAUCUUUUUCUCUCAUUUAACCGUAAAGGAAACUCUCAGUUACACUGCUCGAUUACGUCUUCCACGUGAAGUGCUACGACGUGAUAAAUUAAAACAAGUUGAAAAUAUUAUGGAAUUAUUAAAUUUGACGAAAUGUGCCAAUACGAUAAUAGGAGACCAUAAGACUCAUGGUGUAUCGGGAGGAGAAAGAAAACGAGUCAAUAUUGCAUCUGAGCUGUUAACAGAUCCAAGUGUCAUUUUAUUAGACGAACCAACAUCCGGUUUGGAUUCUUCGUUGGCUCUUGAGAUUACAAAAAUUCUUAAAGAAUUCGCUGUUAAGCAAAAGAAAACCAUUAUUAUGGUUGUCCACCAACCUUCAUCUAAGGUAUUUGAAAUUUUCGAUAAAUUAAUGGUAAUGGCUGAUGGACAUAUGGUCUAUUUUGGUGAAAGAGCUGGUGCAGUGGAUUACCUUACUGAUCAAGGAUAUAAAUGUCCCCCUAAUUUUAAUCCUGCUAAUUAUGCAUUGGAACUUUUAAACGAUAAUACAAUCAAGCAGAAAUUAAUAAAUGCAUAUACACAUAAAACUCGUGAUGAUCCAACAGGAAAACAAGUAGUCGAAAAGUAUUCUCGUAGAACGCAUGAUGAUGAUCAAUCCAAAUUAAAUGCACCGGUUACAAGUGAACGUCGUUGGGAAGCUACAUUUUUGCAACAACUCUCGAUUCUUACCGAAAGAAACUUUAAACAAAGUAAAAAAACUAUGUUAUCAAGAAUUAGUAUAUCUAUAGCUAUUACUUUGACUAUAUCUUGUAUCAUAAUUUGGUUUCAAAUUCCUUUCGCUGAACCUAAUAUAGAUGAUCGUAUUUCAAAUAUUUUCUUCGGUAAUAUGGAUUGGAUAUUCCAUGCAUUUGGUAGAUCAGUAUUAUCUAUCCCGUUGGAAUUAGACAUGUUAAUGAAAGAACGUCAAUCACGAUCUUAUCGUUUACUAUCAUAUUACUUAUCCAAACAAAUCGCCGAAUUACCUUUAGUCUUACUUAAUCCUACAUUAUAUACUAUUCCAGUAUAUUGGGCAACAAAUUUAUUACCAGAUUUUGGUAGAUUUGUAGCUUAUUUAGUAGUAGUUUUACUUAGUGCAAUAACUUCCCAGAGUUUCGGUUAUUUAUUUGGUGCCACUAUAUUGAACGUACAAAAAAGUAUAUGUAAGUAUUAUUUUAAAUAUUUUGAUCUUAUAAUUUAUUUUUAA